Molecule: messenger RNA, 382 nt
Organism: Indicator indicator
Lineage: Eukaryota; Metazoa; Chordata; Aves; Piciformes; Indicatoridae
Gene: SDHAF4
Product: succinate dehydrogenase complex assembly factor 4
Exons: 3
Coding region: 19-321 (100 amino acids)
Biological process (GO): mitochondrial respiratory chain complex II assembly
Cellular component (GO): mitochondrion
Source: RefSeq, a predicted model, not a curated record
UCUCGGGUCGGCGCGGCCAUGGCUCUGCGGCUGCUGGUCAGAGCGCCCAGGGCAGCGAGGGCAUCACUGCUUUGCAGCUCUCUGAGGAGCACCAGCUCUAAGACAGGAGGAAGAUCUGAAUCUGCUAAGCAGCCGCUCAGGAAACCGAAGCUCCCAGUAGGGCGAUUUGAUGAACCAGAGGAGUCCAGUGUAGAGAGGGAACCCCUGGAAAAAUUCCCUGAUGGAAUCAAUCCUGUUACAAAAGAGAGAGGUGGACCAAAAGGCCCUGAGCCUACGCGGUAUGGAGACUGGGAGAGGAAAGGUCGCUGUAUAGAUUUUUAGUGUGUAAAUCUGUCUGUAUUGCUGAUGAAAUGUUUCUAGUUGUUGAACAAUAAAAUGUACA